Messenger RNA from Capronia coronata CBS 617.96, 1380 nucleotides. RefSeq lists its product as uncharacterized. Gene Ontology annotation, molecular function: fatty acyl-CoA hydrolase activity. The record is from RefSeq and is a predicted model, not a curated record. The transcript has 2 exons. Gene Ontology annotation, cellular component: mitochondrion. Lineage: Eukaryota; Fungi; Ascomycota; Eurotiomycetes; Chaetothyriales; Herpotrichiellaceae. Gene Ontology annotation, biological process: acyl-CoA metabolic process. Bases 1 to 1380 code for a protein of 459 amino acids.
AUGUCCCUGAGCCCACUGCCUCGCCUGUUGCGGGCAAGGACUCUGUCCAGAGCGCUGCAAUGCCUUCCCGUCACCGUUGCGAGAAACGGACCCCCGCGCCCUUUCCACUCAACCCACGACAACCUUACCGAUGGCGUAUACAAGGAACUCACUGAAAUGCGAGUCCGGAUGCCUUGGAUUGAGGCGCUGCGCAGGAAAAGAGAGCAGGAAAACAACCCUACCAUAUCCGAUGUUGAACCUGUCAAGCCCGACCUGACUCCAAAGAAGAUGUCAGAUAGUUACGUCAAGAUGGUUCUGCCCUUGGCUCAAGACCCGUGGCUGCUGGAUGCAUAUGCGAAUUAUACCGGCCAGAUCCGCACCGGCAGUUUACUUAUGGACUUGGAUGCGUUGGCUGGAGUUGUGGCAUACAAGCAUACCGGUGAGGGUGUGAGCAAUGUCACCGCCGCAGUGGACCGGAUCACCAUCAAGAAUCCCAUUCGAGAAAUCUGUGACUUGGAAUUGAGUGGACAGGUCUCAUUCGCGACCGGCAGGAGUAGUAUGGAGGUGACACUGCAGAUUUCCAAAGCACCCAAGGAAGGUCAGAAGCCGGCACCGGAGGAUGUCUUCAUGACAUGCGCUUUCACUAUGGUCGCGUUGGACCCGACGACCAAAAAGCCGGUGAACAUUGCCCCCUUGGAAGUCACCACACCGGCCGAAAAGGCUCUGUUCGCCAAAGGAGAGGAGAAUUACCAGAAGAAGAAGAAGAACAAGUCUUCGCACAUUCUGGCCAAACCUCCUGAUGCCGACGAGUCCGCACUCAUCCACAAGAUGUGGACCGAGUCCAUGGCGUACCUGGAUUCUACCAAUCCAAAGCAUCAGCCGCCCAACGUCCAGGCCAUGUCCAAGUCGAUGAUCCACAGCACUCAGAUCAUGCAACCGCAAAACAGAAAUCGACACGACUUUAUGAUCUUUGGAGGCUUCCUGCUGAAAACCACCUUUGAGCUCGCCUUCACUUGUGCCGCUUCGUUCUCCCACACCCGCCCUCGAUUUCUAAAUCUCGACCCGAGCACAUUCGAAGAGCCAGUUCCGGUGGGCUCUGUCCUGUAUGUUUCGGCUAGCGUGUCAUACACCGAACCGGACCCGUCGGGCGGCACCCGCAUUCAAGUCAUGGUCCGCACGCACGUGAGACCUGUUGAGCAUCAAGACAAGGAGAGGAAGUCCACGGGGACAUUCUUCUAUACCUUUUUCUCGCCCGACAACGUCAGUGUCCUGCCUCAGACGUACGGUGAGUUCAUGGAAUGGGUUGCCGGAAGAAGGAGGGCCCAGGACCUCGCCGCCACGCUCGAGGCCGAUCAGCAUCCUCUGCUUGCGAGCUUGCACACCGAGGCUAUGAACGAGUGA